AUGCAUUUAUUACAGGCUUCAAGCCUACUUCUGCUGCCUGCAGCAUUAGCAGCUGAUGUUCUCAGAACCCAAGGCUUCAGCACUUGCUUGGACAAUGCACAAAUUAGAGUCAACAAGAUGGAUAUUGAAUACGACAAGGCAUCUAAUCAAGUCACUUUCGACGUAUCCGGAACUAGCGAAAAGGAACAGAAGGUGAUAGCUACGUUGGUCGUUUCCGCAUAUGGGAGGGAGGUAUACCAAAGGGAAUUCGACCCCUGUGAUGAGGCUUCCAAAGUGGAUCAAUUAUGUCCAGUCCCUGCGGGCACGUUUUCUGCCAAAGGCUCGCAAUCAAUACCAAGCAGUUUUACCGACAAAAUACCCCCGAUUGCGUUUUCCGUUCCGGACUUGGAAGGCGAAGGAAAGUUAGAGCUCAAGGCUAAAGAAGGUGGUCAAAAUCUUGCUUGCAUCGAGUCUACGGUAGGCAACGGAAAAUCGGUGGACGUCCCUGCUGUUUCCUACGUUGCUGCUGGUAUCGCGGCAGCCGCACUUGGUUUAUCAGCCUUGGGUGCUUUGUCCGCUUCCGGCCAGCCCGGAGCGUCUACACCGAGUCCUAGCUUUACCGAAAUCAUGUUUUGGUUCCAAGGAAUGGCUAUGAACGGAAUGCACUCGGUCGACUAUCCACCAAUCUACCGGAAAUUCGCGAAAAAUUUUGGCUUCAGCACUGGCUUAAUCCCAUGGGGCUCAAUGCAGACAUCGAUUGAUAAUUUCCGGCAAUCAACAGGUGGCAAUUUGACCGAAGACAGCUAUGAAUACCUUAGGAAUGCCACCCUCGUCUACGGCGACGGAUCUACCGCUAAUACCACCAACGAUCUGGCAAGACGAGGAUGGGAGCUUGUCAUCCGUCAAGUCGAGACGACCGUCAAUGGGACGGACGAUUCAGGUAACUCGACUUCCAAUACUCCUAAGUUCGUGAGUGGUAUUCAAGGAUACGUUGAGCAAUAUUCAGUGCCAGAAGCCAACACAUUCAUGACGGUGCUGUUGGUGUUUGCGAUUGUGAUCGCUGCGGUGGCUGUUGGAAUCCUUCUCUUCAAAGUCAUUCUCGAGGCAUGGUCGCUGUUUGGCAAGUUCCCCAAGAAGCUCACCACCUUCCGCAAGGAGUAUUGGAGGAUCAUGGCUCAGACGAUUACUAAUUUGAUCUUCCUCCUUUAUGGUGUAUGGACAUUAUACAGUAUUUUCCAGUUCACGCGUGGAGACUCGUGGGCUGCUAAAAUCUUGGCCGGUAUCACUCUCGGCGCCUUUACCGGCAUUUUGGGAUACUGGACGUUCCGCAUCUGGCAGGUUGCAAGAAGAUUCAAGAAAAGUGAAGGAGAUGCGGGUGCCUUGUACGAGCAUAAGGAAACCUGGAAGAAGUACAAAAUCUUCUACGAGAACUACAAGCGAGGAUACUGGUGGCUCUUCAUACCAGUAAUCGUUUACAUGUUCGCCAAAGGCUGCGUUUUGGCUUCUGCAGACGGCCAUGGCCUCGUUCAGACUGGCGGUCAACUCUUCAUCGAGGUAGUCAUGCUUGCGCUUUUAGUGUGGAGCAGACCCUACGACCGGAAGUCCGGGAACUGGAUCAACAUCGUGAUUCAAAUUGUACGGGUGCUCUCGGUUGUCUGCAUUUUGGUAUUCGUCACCGAACUCGGCAUUGCCAAAACAACCAAGACGAUCACCGGAGUCAUCUUGAUCGCCGUUCAGUGCACCUUGACUGUCAUUCUUGCCAUCCUCAUUGCAGUCAAUGCCAUCAUUACUUGUGUCAGGGAGAACCCUCAUCGAAGACGCCGUAAGGAGGCAGAAAACCUUCGGGAUCUGGACGACCUCACACCACUCGAUGGACGGACUUCGAUCCUCAUGCAACCAACAGGUUACAAAUCACAGGGGCAGAAGCGCAUGUCCAGCUCUCUUGGACCGGGCGUGUACGAGCCUUACCGAGAACGAGGUCUUGUGUAUCAGGACUCCAACAGCAAUCUCAUGAAAGGAGCCGCACCUAUUGUGCGUGAACGCAGUCGGGAUAGUUAUGGCAGUUACGACAGCCGAUCACCGCCUCCUGUGGGUAGGCAAGCAACGUUACCGACGGUAGACCUAGACGGCCGAAGAUACUCGGCAAUUGCUCGGUGA
Endocarpon pusillum Z07020 is the source of this 2136-nucleotide messenger RNA. RefSeq lists its product as uncharacterized. NCBI's taxonomy places the organism in Eukaryota, Fungi, Ascomycota, Eurotiomycetes, Verrucariales, Verrucariaceae. The record is from RefSeq and is a predicted model, not a curated record. The transcript has 2 exons. Gene Ontology annotation, biological process: fungal-type cell wall biogenesis; transmembrane transport. The coding region runs from base 1 to 2136 and encodes 711 amino acids.